Molecule: messenger RNA, 1944 nt
Organism: Rhizophagus irregularis DAOM 181602=DAOM 197198
Lineage: Eukaryota; Fungi; Glomeromycota; Glomeromycetes; Glomerales; Glomeraceae
Biological process (GO): protein phosphorylation
Molecular function (GO): protein kinase activity; ATP binding; protein binding
Source: RefSeq, a predicted model, not a curated record
AUGUCUGAUAAUAAGCAAAUGCAAAACUCUGAAAAUUCGAAUGAAUGGAUUAAUUGGAUUGAUGAAGCUAUCGCCAAAGAGCACUUAAAAUUUUACGAAUACAACCAAUUUAGUAACUUUCAACAAAUUGGUGUUGGAGGUUUUGGAAAAGUAUACCGUGCAAAUUGGAAAAAUUUAGAAAAACAUUUAGCAUUAAAAUCUUUUUUUAGUCUUGACAACAUCACUGUGAAAGAAAUUGUUCGUGAGUUAAAAAUUCAACGUGAAGUUGACCUUCAUGAUAAUAUAAUACGUUGUCAUGGAAUAACUAAAUUUGAAUCAGAAAACCAUGAUAACGGUAUUAAUUAUAUGCUAGUAAUGGAAUAUGCAGACGGUGGUAGUCUUCGAAACUAUUUGAAGAAUACCUUUAGUACACUUACUUGGAAUGAUAAGCACCUUAUGGCGUACCAGUUAUCCAGCGCUGUAUCAUACUUACAUAUUGAGGGCGUUGUCCAUCGUGACUUGCACUCUGGCAAUAUAUUAGUCCAUCAAAACACGAUCAAAUUAGCAGAUUUUGGGUUAUCAAAAAGAAUCGGGGCAUCAUCUAAUGUUCAAUCCAAAUUAUUUGGGAUGAUUCCUUAUGUUGAUCCAAAAAGUUUUAGCAGGAGAAGAAAUAACAAUAACCAAAUGUAUUCAUUAAACGAAAAAAGUGAUGUUUACAGUAUUGGAGUAUUAUUAUGGGAAUUAUCAAGUGGACAGCCUCCUUUUUAUGCUGAUGGUGAACAUUAUGAUGUUAGUUUAAUUUUGGAAAUUUCACAAGGUCUUAGAGAAACAGUUGUUCCUGAUACACCCGAUAAAUAUAUAAAAAUUUAUACUAAAUGUUGGGAUGGUGAGCCAAAUAAUCGUCCAACUAUAUUUCAAGUAGUUGAUUGGUUAAAAGAAACUCCUCAAUUAUCUAACAAUCAUGAAUUUAAUGAGGUCCCUUCAAGUAUUAAUAAUUCAGAAUCACAGGGAGAAUUAUCUCGACUUAUUCAUAAUUUUAAUAAAAUGGAUACAAAAGAAAUUGAUACUAUAGCAGAGUCAAAUAAGCAAGAGAAACUUUCAACUGAAAUAGAUUUCAACAGUAUAGUUAAUGAAACAAAUGAUUUAAUUUUUAAAUUAUUAAAUAAAGGGUUUGAAUGGAAAUUAGUUGAAAAGCAAUUUAUUGAAUAUUUUAACAAUAGUAAUACUAAUUUGCAAGAAAUUUAUAAUUGGUUAUCUAAUAAUCAAAAUAGUUCAAAUUCCAUUUUUUUACUUGCAUAUUUCAAUCUUAGGGGAAUUGGGACAAGUAUAUAUGCUGAGAAAUCAUUUAAGUUAUUUAUUAAUGCAUCAGAAAAAAAUCAUAUACUUGCGCAAUAUUUUGUUGGGAAUUGUUAUGAAUAUGGUAAUGGAACUACAAAAAAUAAAAAAUUAGCUUUUGAAUAUUAUAAAAAAUUGGCUAAUAAAAAUUUGUCACAAGGGCAAUUAGAGAUUGGUCGUUUUUAUGGCAUUGGAAUAGGUAUUAAAAAAGAUGUAAAAAAGGCUUUUUACUGGUAUGAAAAAGCUGCAAAUAAUGGAAAUAUAGUAGCUAUGUAUAAUCUUGGUCAUUAUUAUAAAGACGGCGAUGAUGUUAAAAAAGACUAUAAUAAAGCUUUUAAAUUGUUCAAGCAAUCAGCUGAAGGAGGAUAUUCAAAUGGAAUAACAAUGUUAGGAUAUUGUUAUUUUAAUGGUAUUGGAAUUGAAAUUGAUGUGCGAAAAACAUUUGAAUUAUACCAAAAAUCAGCAGAUUUAGGAAAUAUGGUAGCACAAUAUAAUCUUGGUGUUACGUAUGAAAAUGGAAGUGGAAUUACAAAAGAUAUAGACAAAGCAAUUUAUUGGUAUGAAAAAUCUGCCGAACAAGGAGGUCAAGAUGCAAAGAAUAGAUUAGAAAUACUUCGAAAAAAUAUAUGA